CCCCCAUCCCGAAAGCAGUUCCCCCUCCCGGGGAGGACGCCUAGGCCCCCUGCGGCUCUUUUCCUUAUGGCGCCUUUGGGGCCGGGGUUUGGGAGUCCCCGCUGGUCACCCGGCUCCUGUGGGCCUGGCGCGUGGCACGGGCGUGGAGGCGGCUGGGUCCCGGAGGCUCCUGCGCGGCCCCUCCGACAGUCGUGUCCUACGGCGGCUGGGCUCCCGCCUCCGGUCGUGCGGGGCGGCUUCGAGACCCUCUGGCGGCGCAUCCCUUGUUCGCCCCGAGCCACAGCCGCAGAAAGCAGGCGUUGGUUCUGGCGCUCCAGUCUCCGGGCGGUGGCCUCGGCCCCUCGUUAGGGUGCUUAUACACCCCUUUGGUUUUCUUUUUCAGCAUAACCUGGGACGCAAGUAAUUUGAAGCAGUUUCUCUCUUUACAAAGAGAUAAAAAUUUGUAUUUCAGGAAAGACUGACACUCAAGUGGGGCACACAGUUGGUUCUAGUUCAAAGACUCUCCCGAAACAUUUUUAUGUUUCAAUUCUUUUAACAUCUGGAGCUUAUAUACUUAUUUUGAAAUGAGGCUAGAAAAGAACUUGCUGUUAAAAUGCUGUUGUAAAAAUAGAGCUUUUGAUUGUAAAUACUUGCCUUAUUUUUGUAUCUGCUAGAGAAUAUUUACACUGAGUGAAAGGCCUUAAAUGUUGAUCUUUUUGAUACAGGUACUAACUGCCUGUUCAUGUGGUGUUUUGUACAUUCUUAUUGAAAAAAAAAUGACAGGUGGAAAGAGGCUGAUAUGUAUUUUGUAAGUUGCUUUUUAAAGAAAUUGUUUCAUGUGUCAAACAUGAAACAUAUACAUUUUUACAAAAAUGUAAAAUGUUUAUAUAUACCUUAACAUAGGGAAAUGCCUAGAUGUCUAUACCCCAAAAUGCUAAUGGUUUUUCUGGGUGAAUAGAUUCUAGGUGAUUUAAUUAACUUGGUUUCUAAACCUUUUCUUAAUUUUCCUGCAGUGACAUGUAUUACAUGUGCAGUUUAAGUGGAGAAGAGGGAGUGAAUGAUAAGUUGCAUGUGAUUCAGAAUCUUACCCAUGAGAGGAAGACUAGUGAGCAAAUGUUUAUGCGACAUCUCUGAGUAAAAAGCCAAACUUCUUCAUCAGGGUAGUUAUGUAUAUAAAAAGUCCGUAAGAAUAUUUGCUGAAAUGAAGGAUGGAUAGCAUUUUUGGUCUUGAGUAGGCAUCUUAGCAUCCUGCCAAAGCGGGGGGGUCUGAUAAAUGUUUGGAUAUUGUUCAGCCCUGAGUAGGAGUCAGACCUUUCCUGAUCAAGAUGAUCCUCUUCCUCUCACCUGAAUCCAUGCCAGCUUGCAACAUCAAUUUUAAUGCUAUGCUUGGUUUCCUUUCCUUACUUUUUCAUUCUUCUGGUUGGAAAGAAUUUGAAGUGUAUUCUGAAAUUGCAAGAAGAUACUAUAAUGUUUGGCUGACAGUUUUAGAGCAUUUAAAACAUGAAGUGUGAUGCUCUGGGCUUUUUAAAUUUUAGAAGCAUACAGAAGAGGUAUUAGGAAUAACUCUUGAAAUUUUAGUUUAUUACAUAAUCGGAAAUUUUUGAUUUUUUUAAAGCACUUGACUGGGAAGGGUUCAAGGAAUGCUGUUUGUGGUAGGUGAGGCAUGACAGAUAGAUAGAUAGAUAUAAUAGAUAUUUCUAUAAAUCUCACUGUUGUCUGUUUCUCUGGGUGAUUUCCUUCCCUUCCUCCCGUUGGUGGCUAAGUAAGAACUGGAACCAAGAUGUAACUUACUGGUAAUAGUGAUUAGCAAUGAAAAUUACUUACACAGAGUUAGCUGUUCAGAACUCAGAAGGCAUGCUUUUUCAUCUCUGGUUCUGCAACUUAGAUGACUUGACUUUCCCUGAAUCUGUUUCCUCAUCAGUAAAAUAAGAUAGAGAAAUGUUCAGUAAACUAAAAAGCACUGUCUUAAUACUGUGUUAUCACAUCACCUGUAGUGCUAAUUAAUACACCCAGAACCUAGUGAAGCAGCAGACAGUAUGUACACUUAUCAUUAGAAAUGAGAUGGUCUCACUAAUGGUACCAAGUUCUACCUGCUAUAUAUAUUGCUUUGAUGGUAAGAAAAGCAGCAUGUAAAGCUGGCGGAGAAAACUUCAAUAUCUUUUUCUGACAUUCCUUACUUGCCCAUUUCUACAGUGAAGGAACACUAACCUGAAAUGGAAGAGGUAGUUGUGAUUCUGACACUAAUCUGUUACAUGAAUUGGGGUGAUCUCUUUAUUUCCCUAUUUGUUUUCAAAGCAUGUGCUUUAAAAUUUGAUCUUUAUUCAAAUUCCAGCUCUACCAGUUAUUAAGAAUUGUCUUUAUUUAAUCUUACUGUGCUUCAGUUUCCUCAUCAAUAACAAGGGGUAAAUAAUUUUGAGAGACUGUUGUACCUUUAUCAUGUUAUAGAAUUAAAUAAGAUAAAGUAGGUGCACAACCUGUUACGUGAUUGGUGCUCAGUAAGUGGUCAUUGUUCUUAUAUUGUUGGAUAAUCUAUAAGGACUUAAACAGUUUGAAGUCUGAUUUGGUUUGCUUUCAUUCUAUUUGCUUUCAUUAUGGCUGAAUAAAGUAGGCUGAUUUAUAUUCCUGUUUUGGUGUUAAAAUAUAGCUAUAGCUUUAGAAGGUAAGUUUAUUUCAGAGAAAUAUGACACAUAUAUAUUUAUCAAUUUUUAGUGUUUAUACAGUAUAUCCAAAAGCUUAUUUAUACUUGAAUUAUUUCCAUAUAAUUUUCCAGUUAAUUAAAGACCUGGUGCCAUUGUAUUCUUGAGUCUCAGAAGUGAACUACAUUUUUGCUUAUAUGACUUCUGUUGUGUAUUUUGCUACAGGCUAUUUUUUUACCAUCUGUGAAAACUUCCCUGUAAUUCAUUUCUCCUCACCACAGUAUUAAGAAUUAUACCAAAUUGAAAAGAUAUGAAUGAAUAUCCUAAAAAAAGAAAAAGGAAGACAUUACACCCUUCUCGUUACUCAGAUUCCUCUGGAAUAAGCAGAAUUGCAGAUGGAUUCAAUGGAAUUUUUUCUGAUCAUUGUUACAGUGUUUGUUCUAUGAGACAACCAGACUUAAAAUAUUUUGACAACAAAGAUGAUGAUUCUGAUACAGAGACAUCAAAUGACCUGCCAAAAUUUACAGAUGGGAUCAAGGCCAGAAAUAGAAAUCAGAACUACCUGGUUCCCAGUCCUGUACUUAGAAUUCUAGACCACACUGCCUUUUCUACAGAAAAAUCUGCUGAUAUUGAAAUUUGUGAUGAAGAGUGUGACUCACCUGAAUCAGUUAACCAACAAACUCAAGAAGAGAGUCCUAUAGAAGUUCACACCGCUGAAGAUGUUCCAAUUGCUGCAGAAGUGCAUGCAAUUUCUGAAGAUUAUGAUAUAGAAACAGAAAACAAUUCCUCUGAGAGUCUCCAAGACCAAACUGAUGAGGAGCCGCCAUCUAAACUUUGCAAAAUUCUUGACAAGAGCCAAGCUUUGAAUGUGACUGCCCAGCAGAAGUGGCCUUUACUGAGAGCUAAUAGCAGUGGCCUCUAUAAAUGUGAACUUUGUGAGUUCAACAGCAAAUAUUUUUCUGACUUAAAGCAGCAUAUGAUCCUGAAGCAUAAGCGUACUGAUUCAAAUGUAUGCCGAGUAUGCAAGGAAAGUUUCUCUACCAACGUGCUUCUGAUCGAGCACGCCAAACUGCAUGAAGAGGAUCCCUACAUUUGUAAAUACUGUGAUUAUAAAACAGUGAUUUUUGAGAACCUCAGCCAGCACAUUGCAGACACCCAUUUUAGUGACCACCUUUAUUGGUGUGAGCAGUGUGAUGUACAGUUCUCCUCAAGCAGUGAACUCUACCUACAUUUCCAGGAGCACAGCUGUGAUGAACAGUACUUGUGUCAGUUUUGUGAACAUGAAACAAAUGAUCCAGAAGACUUGCAUAGCCACGUGGUAAAUGAACAUGCAUGUAAAUUAAUUGAGUUAAGUGAUAAGUAUAACAAUGGAGAACAUGGACAGUAUAGCCUCUUAAGCAAAAUUACCUUUGACAAAUGUAAAAACUUCUUUGUAUGUCAAGUAUGUGGUUUUCGGAGUAGACUUCAUACAAAUGUUAACAGGCAUGUUGCUAUUGAACAUACUAAAAUUUUUCCUCAUGUUUGUGAUGACUGUGGGAAAGGCUUUUCAAGUAUGCUAGAAUAUUGCAAACAUUUAAAUUCACAUUUAUCUGAAGGGAUUUAUUUAUGUCAAUACUGUGAAUAUUCAACAGGACAAAUUGAAGAUCUUAAAAUUCAUCUAGAUUUUAAGCAUGCAGCUGACUUACCUCAUAAAUGUAGUGACUGCUUGAUGAGGUUUGGAAAUGAGAGGGAAUUAAUAAGUCACCUUCCAGUCCAUGAGACAACUUGAUUAUUUUCUUUAACUGCCAUAAUAUUAAUGUAAAAUAAUAAAUUUGACUUUUGGAGAUGUUAAAAUAGAUGAUUUUAAGCAACUUAUGAGAAUCGUCUUUAACAAGUAAGAUUUUUUUUAAUUGUCCCAUUUUCUUAGCAUUGCUCCAUUUUUCAUUACAUUUAUAAUGGUAUCCUAAAUGUGGUAUUUUCAAUGCAGGUAGUUCAUAGUUUUAACCACUAUUGGUGUCGUCUUGUUUCUUACAUAAGCUCUGAUUUCAUGAAUUGAUGAGAAAGAGAUAUACUAAAGAAACUAGACCACAGUUUUCCUUCUGUAACCAUGAGUGCUAUUAACUUUUUUAAACUCAAGACAAGCUCAGUUUUUUAUAUAUAAAGUCAUUAAAAUGCAACAUAACAUACAAUUAAGUCCACUGAUACUCCCAUUAAUAAGAACCCAGACUCUCCCUCUUGCAUGCCCCAUCAGGAAUUAUCCUCAAGUCUGUCAGUGGACUCUCCAUCUGUGUAAUUCUUUUAAUAACACUAGGAGGCAAAUGUUACAAUAGGAAGCGAAGAUCCAGUUUUUUUGGCAGUCUUUAUUUUAUUCUGUUUCAACCCCUAUCCAUGAGUUAAAUAAUUUAAGAUAGGAGUGAGGAGGAACUGGUAAGGGCAUUGACAAUAAAAAGUAACAUUUUAUAACUCACAACCUGUUCACAAUUUAUUUUAAGUUAUGCAACAGCAAAGGCAGCCCAAACUUCUGAUGUCAAAUCAUUUAUUGACUGAGAAAACCCACUAUAGUGGGUAUAUUAACACUGUAGUGUUAACAUAGAAUUACGAAGAUCUGAGAGAUAAGGUGUUCCUGGCCUUUCUUCUUGGCUUGUAGAUGGCGGUCUUUAUUCACAUGCUGUUCUCUUUGUGUACAAGUCUGUCUCCCAAAUUUCCCCUUUUAUAAGGUCACCAGUCAUAACUGGAUUAGUGCUAACGCUAAUGAUCUUAUUUUAACCUAGUAAAGACCUUAUCCCCAAAUAAGCUCAUAUUUUGAGGUACUGGGGCUCAGGACUUCAACAUAUGAAUUGGAGGAUGGGAGGAAGAGACAUAACAACUACAAUUCAAUAGCAGCUUCUUAAAUAGCAGUAUCACAAAAAUAGAAUUUUGUCUAUCAUUGGACUCCAAUAAACACUGCUGCUAACAAUAUUCUUGUUCAGGAAUAUUGAUAUAGUUGAAGAGACCAAUUUACAACAUAUGGUUCUCCCACUACAAGAACCAUGGAAGUGUAGCCUAUUUUGAGAAUGGUGGCAGCAACAAGUUUUUUAAAAACCAUUUUUAUCUCUACAAUUGUCAUAUAUUGUAUAGUUAUAUUCCUAGAAACUCAUCUGAUUGGAACAUUCCAGGUAGGGUUACCUGAUAGAAAUGUUUCUUAGAAGACUUAAAAUCAUAGUGGUUUAAACAGGCAGGGAAUCUUAGAAACCAUUUGGUGUAAACCCUCCAGUUUUCUAUUGUAGAAAUAGGCCAAGGUCACAACAUCAGUUGUAGCAGACAGGAGUGGAAUCCAAGUUAUUUGGCUUCUAGUCUAGUGUUGUUUCCAUUACACCAUGUUACAUUAAGAUCUAAGGUUUGUCCUUGGUGUGUUUUUCAUGACUACUUGACUUAGCCACUCGGCUACCUUCUUGGUAAUUCUGUUUUUAUGCUUUUUUGAUAUACAUCCAGCUUCAGGAAUUUUAUUUUCAGGAAACAAACUUUAAAUAAGUAAUGCCUUGGUUGUUUUUUUUUUUUUUCCUCAGUUCUGUAUUUUACUGCUUUACAUUUGAUCACAUUAGUAAUCAAAGUGAUUGUAAGGAAACCUCAGGAAAUACUAAUCCAAGUUUCAGAACCAUAUAUAAUUUUGUACUUUUUGAUGAAUCUGCAGCUUAAGGCCACAUCUCACUGACAGUUUGUCCAAUAAAAACUUUUUACUUUGA
Molecule: messenger RNA, 6316 nt
Organism: Acinonyx jubatus (cheetah)
Lineage: Eukaryota; Metazoa; Chordata; Mammalia; Carnivora; Felidae
Gene: ZNF639
Product: zinc finger protein 639
Exons: 5
Coding region: 2926-4383 (485 amino acids)
Biological process (GO): regulation of transcription by RNA polymerase II
Cellular component (GO): nucleus
Molecular function (GO): RNA polymerase II transcription regulatory region sequence-specific DNA binding; DNA-binding transcription factor activity, RNA polymerase II-specific
Source: RefSeq, a predicted model, not a curated record